AAUUGAAAAAUGUUGCUGCCUCAGUGUGUGAGAGUUCUACCCCGGUUCCAAUCGAUCAGAAAUAUCAAUAAAAUUUACACAAAUAGAUCCUGGUUAUCAACUAGCAGUUGCUUGGGUAACCAACCCAUACCUCUUCCUUCAACUCAAGAUAAUAAAGUGUUUCCUGAGAAGAUAGUUCGUCUAGUUGAUGAUAUCUCUCAACUAAACCUACUGGAGGUUGCAGAUCUUAACUCCCUUCUCAAAACUAGAUUAAAUAUAUCAGAUGCUCCGGUAAUGAUGGCAGGAGCUCCCGCAGCUGCUUCUGCUCCUAAAGAGAGAAGAAUGCUGGGUCAGGGUUUAGCCUUGGAUCAGAGUUCUACUAGAGCUGGAAAGAAAAGACAGAAACCAGUCAGACAACCCGCCAAGGUCUCUAGUCUAGCUCAUGAUAUUGAGACUAAGGCUAGGACGGAGGAUGUUAUGAAUAUGGAUACCAGGGGCAAGGAGUUCUCAGCUCUUAUGCUCUCAGAACCUGUACUCAAGGGGCUUCGUGAGUCUGGAUUUGUGCAUCCAAGUCCUAUCCAACUAGCUGCACUACCUAACAGUAAGAUUGGACUCGAUAUGAUUGUACAGUCUAAAUCUGGGACAGGGAAAACGUGUGUUUACGUUGUCACUGCACUGGAGAUGAUCAGGAGUGAUCUACCUGGACUUCAAGUAUUAGUAAUCGCUCCAACUAGAGAAAUCGCGAUGCAAGGUGUAGAAGUUGCUUCUCAGAUCGGUUCUUCUCUCCCUCAUGUGAAGAUAUCGUCAUUUAUCGGAGGUCUACCGGUUUCCGAGGACCGAGUGAAGGCCCAGUGCUGUCAUCUUGCUGUAGGAACACCUGGUCGUCUUAAACAGAUCCUUGACGAGGGAAUCCUGAACCCUGAUACGGUUCGGCUGGUUAUUCUCGACGAGGCGGAUAAACUCUUGGAGCCAAGUUUUCUUAAAGAUACAACUCAUAUUCUAAACCUUCUGCCUCAGAACAAACAGGUUCUGGCGCUCUCCGCCACCUAUCCGGAGGAGUUAUCCAACCUUGCAGAGAAGUUUAUGAGGUCACCUCAGCAUGUUAGGUUGGGUAAGGAGAACCAGGUUCUUCAUGGAGUGGCUCAGUUUGUUUUAGAGUUGGAGCAAUCUCCCUCUAAACCGCGGCAAAAUCAGAUCAAGCAGGAAGCACUUCUUAAAAUUCUCUCAUCGAUUCCUUACAAUCAGUGCCUUGUCUUCUCAAACUUUCAAGUCAUCGCACAGUCAACCGCAGAUUUUCUAAAUUCUCGUGGAUUUCCUUCAAUAUUCAUUUCUGCGGGACAAGACCAAAUUCGCAGAAUCCAAGCAAUACAAACCUUUAAAACCUUCAAGUGUCGGAUUCUAUGUUCAACAGACCUAACUGCACGAGGCAUUGAUGCUGAGAAUGUAAAUCUUGUGAUAAACCUUGAUGUACCAGAUGAUCAUAAUACCUAUCUACAUAGAAUAGGACGAGGAGGAAGGUUCGGUUCAAAUUCUAUUGCAAUUUCUCUGGCCCCAGAAGGAAGAGAUAUGAAGAGAUUAAAAAAGAUUGUCAGUUUGACUGAUUCUUCAAUACGUAUUCUACCAACAAUCCUUCCCAAGAAUGUGAGGAAUGAGGUGUUACCAAUCCUGAAAGGGUUAUCUGAAACCGAACUCCAAGAAGCUGCAGAGGAAAGUAAAUCGGAGAAAUCUAGUAGGGAAGUCAAACUUAGCGAGGACCCGGAUCAGUCCCACACAGAGAAGAGUCCUAAGCCCAAGACGGGGAACAAGAUUAAGAGAAGAGGUAAGAAACAUUCCUCAUCUCCUGCCGUUGAUAGCGCAGAUCUUAAGGAAGAAAGUGGAGUAACGAAACCUGAUUAUGUUAAACUACUUGAUACAAUGCUAACCGGUCCUGUGGAUCCAACCAUAUCAUUGAAGAAUUAUACAGAACUCCAGAAUAUUGCUAGAAACCUUGGUUCCUCCUCCCUGCUCCGACCAGAGUCACGGUCUCCGGGCCUUAGUCUUGAGGCAAAGAAGAAAGUUGUGAACCAUUUCUCCGAGGUUGUCCAGUGUAGGACGGACAGGGUUAACGAACAGAUUUCAAAAUGUAAAACUAACUUGAAUUAUAGAUCAGUGACGGAUAUUUUGCAACAAGUUCAGACUGAUUGGAAACCGGAAACUCUUAAUGUUGUUUCCGGAUCUGAGUCCAAUAGCUCCGAAUGUUCUUCCUCUGAAAGCGCGGAUUCGACCAGUGAGAGUUCAGAUUCAGAUUCAAUUUCUAGUGAUGAUGAUGAGAUCAACCCAGCAUUUAAACCCAACCCAACCUUUCCUCCAAACCUUGGAGUCAAUCUGCCUAGUGUAAACCUAACCCCUGAGCAGGAUUCAUAUCUCCGAUCCUGGAUGCAGACUGUUGAACGACAAAGACAGAUAAUCCAGAGCCGUGAGUACUGGAGAGUGUUUGAACACUACCAGAGAAGAAAUUGAACCUGAUACAUGUUUCAG
Messenger RNA from Eurytemora carolleeae, 2496 nucleotides. Its product is annotated as probable ATP-dependent RNA helicase DDX20. Gene Ontology annotation, biological process: spliceosomal snRNP assembly; translation. Lineage: Eukaryota; Metazoa; Arthropoda; Copepoda; Calanoida; Temoridae. The record is from RefSeq and is a predicted model, not a curated record. The coding region runs from base 10 to 2478 and encodes 822 amino acids. The transcript is spliced from 6 exons. Gene Ontology annotation, cellular component: SMN complex; ribosome. Gene Ontology annotation, molecular function: RNA binding; structural constituent of ribosome; RNA helicase activity.